UGGCUCCAGCAAGGGCAAGACUUGAAGGUACAGCACUGUAAUUGAAGACGGGUGAAUGGAAAAAAAAGAACUCCCCGACCGAAGGGUCACGUGACAUCCUUGUAGGGGACACGUUGGCCGUAAAAGUUGCCUACACACUGCUACGGUUUAACUUUUGGCUACGACAUGCGUCUAUCGACUCUUCUCGCCCGCAGUUUCUGUUUGGCUGCUACGUUGGUGUCCUUCAUUGCAGUAGCAAAUGCCGACUCGGAGGAGCCUGAAGUUUCGGUUGUUGCAACUUUUCCGGAAAGCAACCCUUUUAGCCAGGUCGUGAAUGGUGAACGCAAUCAAAUCUUCCUUGCCAUCGAGAACAAGAGCGAUCGGAAUGUAACCUUGCAAUCCAUCGGUGGUUCCUUCCAUCACCCAGAAACCGGUACGCUUGUGAAGAAUACGACCUCCCUCGCAUAUGGUGUUCCUUUAUUUGAAGGCGCAAAACUACAAAUCCCCUACGCGUUCCACUCAGAGUUCAAGACAGGGGACUUGAGACUCACUAUCUGGUUGGACCAUAUAACUGAGGGCGAAAAGUAUCGUGUUAUUGCUUAUGAUUCCAUUGUCACCAUUGUCGAACCCGAAGUAUCAUGGUUUGACUUCAAGCUCAUUUCUACAUACCUUAUUGUCGCGGCUAUGCUCGGCGGGGGUUCAUACUAUGCCUACCUCACAUACGUUCCUGUACCCAAGGUCAAGAAUCCCAAACGCCGACAAGAGGGAACUACACCCGCUGCUACAUCGACCGGCACUAGCACAGGUGGAUACGACGAGGAUUGGAUACCCGUACAUCACCUCAAGAAGCCCAAAGCUAAGAAAGUUGCUGUUGGUAGUGGUGAGGAACCCAGUGCAGGGGAAACCAGUGGCACUGAGGGCAGGAAGAGGAAGACAAGAAAAUAAACCAUUAGCCUAGAGCCAGACUAGAACCACUUGUCACAUGUAGCUACCAUCGUCUCAUAAACUAAUAGGGUGUUUUGACAUUAGUGGAGAUGGUGAACAAGCAAUUUAAACACGCUCGCUGUACCCGUCAGAUCGGAGGACG
Pisolithus orientalis is the source of this 1066-nucleotide messenger RNA. RefSeq lists its product as uncharacterized. Lineage: Eukaryota; Fungi; Basidiomycota; Agaricomycetes; Boletales; Pisolithaceae. The record is from RefSeq and is a predicted model, not a curated record. Gene Ontology annotation, cellular component: endoplasmic reticulum; endoplasmic reticulum membrane. The transcript has 8 exons. The coding region runs from base 166 to 924 and encodes 252 amino acids.